Molecule: messenger RNA, 3688 nt
Organism: Dama dama (fallow deer)
Lineage: Eukaryota; Metazoa; Chordata; Mammalia; Artiodactyla; Cervidae
Product: solute carrier family 15 member 2-like
Biological process (GO): transmembrane transport; oligopeptide transport
Cellular component (GO): membrane
Molecular function (GO): dipeptide transmembrane transporter activity
Source: RefSeq, a predicted model, not a curated record
AUGAAUCCCUUCCAGAAAAAUGAAUCCAAGGAAACUCUUUUGCCUGUCUCCAAUGAAGAGGUGCCACCUCAAUCCUCCAACUUUCCAAAGAAACCAUCUCCGAAAAUCUGUGGCUCCAACUAUCCACUGAGUAUUGUCUUCAUUGUGGUGAAUGAAUUCUGUGAGCGCUUUUCCUAUUAUGGCAUGAAAGCUGUGCUGACCCUGUAUUUCCUGUAUUACCUGCACUGGAGUGAAGACACUUCCACAUCUGUGUACCAUGCCUUCAGCAGCCUCUGUUAUUUCACUCCUAUCUUGGGAGCAGCCAUUGGUGACUCAUGGUUGGGAAAAUUCAAAGUCCUGUCAAUGGUCGGCCUGAGUCUAAUAGCUUUGGGGACAGGAGGUAUCAAAUCCUGUGUGGCAGCUUUUGGUGGAGACCAGUUUGAAGAAAAACAUGCAGAGAAACGGACUAGAUACUUCUCAGUCUUCUACCUCAUCAUCAAUGCAGGGAGCUUGAUUUCUACAUUUGUCACACCCAUGCUGAGAGGAGAUGUGCAGUGUUUUGGAAAGGACUGCUAUGCACUGGCAUUUGGAGUUCCAGGACUGCUUAUGCUGAUAGCUCUUGUUGUAUUUGCAAUGGGAAGUAAACUAUACAGAAAACCACCUCCUGAAGGAAACAUACUGAACCAAGUGGUCAAAUGUAUCUGGUUUGCCAUUUCCAGCCGUUUCAAGAACCAUUCUGGGGACAAUCCCAAGCAAGAGCACUGGCUGGACUGGGCAGCUGACAAAUACCCAAAGCAGCUCAUUAUGGAUGUGAAGGCACUGACCAGGGUACUGUUCUUAUAUAUUCCAUUGCCCAUGUUCUGGGCGCUUUUUGAUCAGCAGGGCUCAUGAUGGACCUUGCAAGCCACCAGGAUGAAUGGGAAUUUGGGGUUUUUCGUGCUUCAGCCUGACCAGAUACAGGUGCUAAAUCCCUUUUUGAUUGUUAUUUUCAUCCCACUGUUUGACCUUGUCAUUUAUGGUCUAGUCCCCAAGUGUGGCAUUAACUUCACAUCGCUUAGGAAAAUGGCUGUCGGUAUGAUAUUAGCAUGCCUGGGCUUUGCAGUUGCUGCUGCUAUAGAGAUAAAAAUUAAUGAAAUGACCACAUGCCAGCCAGAUUCCCAAGAGAUUUUCCUUCAAGUCUUGAAUCUGGCAGAUGAUAAGGUCAAAGUAACAGUGCUGGGUGAUGAAAAUAAUACUCUGUUGGCAGAGUCCAUCAAUCCUUUCAGGCUCUUUACUGUGCAGAAUAUGCCACACUAUUCCAAACUCCACCUGAAGACAAAAAGGCAGAAUUUCUACUUUCAACUGAAAUACCACAAUGUGUCUGUCCACACUGAGCAUUCUGCGGAGGAGAAAAUGUGGUACACUCUGAUCAUUCGAGAAGAUGGGGAAAGUAUUUCUAGCAUGAUGGUGAAGGAUGAAGAAAACAAAACAACCGAUGGGAUGAUAGCCACAAGGUUUAUUAACACUUUGCAUGAAGAGGUCAAUGUCUCCCUGGGUACAGAUGCAUCCCUCAUUGUUGGUGAAGACUAUGGUGUGUCUGCUUACAGAACUGUACAAAGAGGAGAAUAUCCUGUGGUGCAUUGUAGAACAAAAAAUGAGGAUUUUUCACUGAAUUUGGGUCUACUAGACUUUGGUGCAGCUUAUCUGUUUGUUAUUACAAAUAGAACCAAUCAGGGUCCUCAGGCCUGGAAGGUGGAAUACAUCCCAGCCAACAAAGUGUCCGUCGCAUGGCAGCUACCACAAUAUGCCCUUGUUACAGCUGGGGAGGUCAUGUUCUCUGUCACAGGACUUGAGUUUUCUUAUUCUCAGGCUCCCUCUAGCAUGAAGUCUGUACUCCAGGCGGCCUGGGUGUUGACGAUAGCAUUUGGGUAUAUCAUUGUGCUUAUUGUGGUGCAGUUCAGUGGCUUGGCCCAGUGGGCCAAAUUCAUUUUGUUUUCCUGUCUCAUGCUGGUGGUCUGCCUGAUCUUCUCCAUCAUGGGAUACUACUAUGUUCCUUUAAAGCCAGAGGAUGUUCAGGGGUCAGCAGAUAAGCAGACCCCUCAAAUCCAAGGAAAUAUGAUCAACCUGGAAACCAAGAAGACAAGGCUCUAAUGGUUCCCUAGACUCUGCCCAGACCCAGUUCCUGACUCUGGUUUUGGCCAUCACCAUCUUCAAGCAUUUUUUACUCCAACUUGGUUGAAAGAGAGAAGUAGCAUCACAAUGAACUGAUCUCCUUCACUUUUCUCUGAUGAUAGAGGCAAUUCUAGGACUGGGUUUUUCAGUACAUUAAAGCAAAGUCCCUGAGACGUUAUGUCUUUCUGUAUGUCAUCGAACUCAGUAAACCUUGUGUGGUUUUGCUGCAGCUGGCCUGGCAUCUCCAAAAACACAAAUAUAUAAUUGAGAUUGGUCUUUGUGGUUAUCAAAGUUCUGUAGGAAUUCUUUUACCUGCCAUUUAAAGCAGAUGACCCCACCUUUUGAAGUGCUGAUUUAAGGCCAAAUUUCAGAAUAACAGAGAAAUGGUAUUUUCAAAUGUCUUCAUUAACGGUGUAUUUGUUGUUUACAAGGACUUCAAGAAUUGUUAUGUCUGGUAUGAUCUCAUCCAGGGCCUGACUUGUCAGCUAUUCAGGUUCAGUAAGACUGCAGUUAAUUUUUCAGUACAAAUAAUAAAAGACAAAAUGAUAUUUUAUUAACAUACAGGAUAAGAUAUAUCAUUCUGAUAAUUACAGUAUUUUAUCUAUUAAUCCAAACACCCCUUUCUCAGUAUUGAUAGGUCCUUGGAAACCAAAUUAAAGACAGUAAACAUGGUUCUGCAAAACAGAAAAGUAUAAACUGUAGAAGUCCUGAUGAAUAAUUCUUGUACAGUAUAUGCUUUUCUUAGGGACUAUAAUGUUUUAACUCUAGAUUAUGCCCACCUGUGGACAACUGUAUAGACGCUAAUUAUCAUUUUCCAACCCUCAUUUUCAAUGUUGUUGGCCCACCUUUUUCUUAUUAUAUUGUCUUAUUUAUUGCUGCUGCUGCUGCUGCUGCUAAGUCGCUUUAGUUGUGUCUGACUCUGUGCAACCCCAUAGACGGCAGCCCGCCAGGCUCCCCUGUCCCUAGGAUUCUCCAGGCAAGAAUACUGGAGUGGGUUGCCAUUUCCUUCUCCAAUGCAUGAAAAUGAAAAGUGAAAGUGAAGUCACUCAGUCGUGUCCGACUCUUAGCGACCCCAUGGACUGCAGCCUACCAGGCUCCUCCGUCCAUGGGAUUUUCCAGACAAGAGUACUGGAGUGGGGUGCCAUUGCCUUCUCCGUAUUUAUUGCUACAAAUAUUUAAUAAUAACAGUAUUUUUUAUGAAAGCAACUUCCUUUCUUACUGGUACUUCCUUCAGCUUCAAAGUAGUGGAUCUGUUUUGAUAUUUUUUUCUUGUUUUACUUUCCCCCCAAAAUUUAAAUGCCCUAUUUAUUUUAUUUUAUUUUAUUUAUUUAUUUAUUUUUUUUGGCAGAGACAGCCUCUUUAAUCAUCAGGGAUUUUAAAAGUCAUCCACCCUGAUUUGAGAGUAUCAUAAAAAGUAAAAAUUACUUUUAUUUUGUCAUUUUUCCUUUGCAAAUGUUUUUAGCAGCAAACAGGACUCUUGUUUUCCUUACUUCAUUUUUACAAUCAUAGUAGUUAUAUGUCAAUUUAAAAUUAGAGAGGGAAAAAAACUAAAAGCCCU